AUGUUCGGGGAGGCGCCGCCCCAGAAGCUGUAUCACACCCGUCAGGCCGUGUCAUCCCCCGGGAGCAGCGCCUCGCCCGCGACGGGCAAGCCCUGGCAGGCGCCGCGUUCCCCCACCCACACCCCUAAGAGCCCGAGUGGCUCUGGGCCGCGCAACCUGAAUCAGACGUCGUACAAGGGCAAGUCGAAGAAGGGGAGGCGCCCUGGUACGGCCGACUCUGACCGGCCGCUGCUGAGCCCCAGCAACGAUGACGACCAGAGGCUGUCCGCGCCGCUGUCGGACGUGUAUUUGCAUUAUCGCCAGUCGCUCAACUCGCUCAAUCACAUUAUCGACCAGGACGACAAGCAGUCCCUGGCCGAGCUGCAUGACUAUCUGAGUGGCGAUCGGAACGAGGAGCCGGACAAGUCGCCUUACUACGACGACGGCUUCGUCGCGACGUCCCCGACCUCCACGAAGGCGGAGCGCCGGCGGUCGCUGCCCUCGCGCAUGUCCAUGGCUUCCGUGACGUCCGAAUGGAGUCUCAUGCUCUCGCCUCCGCCGGAGGAGUCGACGUUCCAGGCUCGCCGACGGCGGGCUGCGAAGCUGACACAGUUCUUUGGUGUCAACUACCGCGACCUCAUGAUUGAGAUCUUGGACAGCAUAGAGAAGGGUCUUGAGGAGGAGCGCGGCAAGGGCACACUCAAGCCAGAUGAGAUCCAGGAUCUCAUGCGCAAGCUGGUCAAACUCAAGACAAAGCGCCACAAUUUCUCCUAA
Messenger RNA from Postia placenta MAD-698-R-SB12, 753 nucleotides. RefSeq lists its product as hypothetical. The coding region runs from base 1 to 753 and encodes 250 amino acids. The transcript is spliced from 3 exons. The record is from RefSeq and is a predicted model, not a curated record. Lineage: Eukaryota; Fungi; Basidiomycota; Agaricomycetes; Polyporales; Adustoporiaceae.